This is a messenger RNA of Camponotus floridanus (Florida carpenter ant), 3285 nucleotides long. RefSeq lists its product as uncharacterized. Gene Ontology annotation, molecular function: DNA-directed DNA polymerase activity; nucleotide binding; DNA binding. The record is from RefSeq and is a predicted model, not a curated record. Bases 1 to 3285 code for a protein of 1094 amino acids. Gene Ontology annotation, biological process: DNA replication. NCBI's taxonomy places the organism in Eukaryota, Metazoa, Arthropoda, Insecta, Hymenoptera, Formicidae. The transcript is spliced from 4 exons.
AUGUUGACCGGCGCGGUGAUAAAUCUCGAUUACAUCGAACCUCUGAGAUUUCUCGAGGACGCGAGGGACACAGUGCUCCGCCGCGUGCGCGACGUCAUGGGCCGAUAUCGCAGCGUUAAGGUGAACACGACGUUCAACGGAGAAUUCAUGUCGGGUGAUAAAACCGCCGUUAAGACGAUCGCCACGAGAAACCAUCCCCUUCUACCCACGACGGAUCUGCGCGAAUGGUACGAUACUCGCGUCGUCGGCGAUACCGUCGCGUCUUUGGAGAAGUUUCAAGAGCGCGACAGCGGAUGGGCCUUAUCGCGCAUACUCGAUCUAACGGUGAACGUGAACGUGUACAAUCCCAUGCGGGCGAGGUGUCACGUGCAGGUACCGCGAGAGUUCCAGAUGAAGAGAGCGAUGGUCAACGUGCGAUCCGACGACGAGGCGUGUUUCGCGUGGUCGGUGAUCGCCGCUCUGUAUCCCGUAGAUAAGCACUGCGAGACAAGCUCGCGAUAUCCGCAUUACUCCGAGCGUCUGAACGAUAUAUCGGUGAACGUGUACACCGUCGGAGAGAGACGACGCGGGAAGGACGGUGGCGGCGGAAUUCGCAUCGUCCCUCUUCGUCUGACGAAUCAAAAGAGGGAGAGACACGUCAAUCUGCUGUAUCUGAGCGAUGCGACGCGCGAGGGUAACGCGGUCGGACAUUUCGCCUGUAUUCGAAAUCUGUCUCGUCUGAUCAGCUCGCAGUUGAGCAAGCGACAGCACAGAACGCACGUGUGCGAUCGCUGCAUGCAUUACUUUCGCACGAGCGAGAAGCUGUCGGCGCACAACGAGGAUUGCGGCAAGCUGAACGAUUACGCGAUCGUUCUUUCCGGCGAGGACGACAGGUGGCUGGAGUUCGAUCAUCAUUCGAGAAAGGAGCGAAUUCCGUUCGCGGUGUACGCCGAUCUGGAGUGCGCGUUGGAGAGGAAGGAGGGGGACGAGGGCGGGAGAACCAAGAAUACGAGGAUCGUUCAGCAUCACAGAGUUCACAGCGUGGCCUAUUACACGCGUUGCUCCUUCGACGAGGCCGCGUCAGCGUACAGAUCUUAUCGCGGCAAGGAUUGCGUCGCGUGGUUCGUGCGCGAGUUGCGCGAUCUGGCGCUUCGUGCGAAGAUCGCCCUCGACGCCGUGGUACCGAUGACGGAUCUGACGCCUGACGAGCGGGAGAUAUUCGCGAGCGCGUCGCGCUGUUACGCGUGCGAGAGACCGUUCGAGACCGACGACGCUCGCGUGCGCGAUCACUGUCAUUUGACCGGCCGUUUCAGAGGUCCGGCGCAUUCCGCGUAUAAUUUGAAUUACAAGGACCCCUACGUCAUACCCGUAUUCUUUCACAAUCUAUCGGGUUACGACGCGCACUUUAUUAUCAAAGAUGUGGCUAACGCGUAUCCCGGCAGCGUCGAGUUGUUGCCGGUGACGAAGGAAUCGUACAUAGCUUUCUCGAAGACCUUUUUAGGCGCCGGUCUCGAGAAGCUGGCGUCGUAUCUCGACGAGAACAAACUGACGAUCGCGCGAGGCGAGUUUCGCGACCUCUCGGACGACGACUUUCGGCUUCUCACGCGCAAGGGCGUGUUUCCGUACGAGUACGUCGACAGCGUCGAGAGAUUGCGGGAGACGCGUCUCCCGCCGCGCGAGUCCUUCUACAGUUCUCUGAUCGGCGAUACCGUAUCUGAGAGCGAUUACGCGCACGCGACGCGCGUUUGUAAGCGAUUUAGCGUCGAAAACCUGGACGAGUACAGCGAUCUCUAUCUGAAGAUCGACGUUCUUCUGCUCGCGGACGUGUUCGAAAAUUUUCGCGCCGCUUGUUUGGAGAGUUACGGUUUAGAUCCAGCGUACUACUUCACGCUGCCGGGAUACACGUGGGACGCGAUGCUUAAGUACACGAGGGUCCGUUUCGAGCUGCUCACCGAUAUCGAUAUGAUAAUGUUCGUGGAACGCGGAAUACGCGGCGGUCUGAGUCAGUGCUCUAACAGAUACGCUCGCGCUAACAACAAGUACAUGAGCGCGUACGAUCCGUCGCGACCGUCAAUCUAUCUGAUGUAUCUCGAUAUCAACAAUCUGUAUGGUUGGUCGAUGUGUCAGCCGUUGCCGUACGAGCGAUUCGAGUGGGUCGACGAUCUCGAGAGUCUCGACGUGAUGUCCGUGACGGAGGACUCGACCGUCGGCUACAUUCUCGAGGUCGAUCUCGACUAUCCGGCCGAUGCGCACGACGCCCACGCCGAUCUACCGUUUUGUUCCACGCGCGAUAAGCCGCCGGGGAAGUGUCAGAGCAAACUCCUAGCCACGCUGUACGAUAAGCGCCGAUACGUCACGCACUAUCGCAAUCUGCAGCAGUGCGUUCGUCACGGUCUGCGUCUGACGAGGAUUCAUCGCGCGCUGCGCUUCUCGCAGUCGCCGUGGUUACGCAGAUACGUGGAACUUAACACGCGCUUACGCACUAACGCGAGUAACGAUUUCGAGAAGAAUCUGUACAAGUUGAUGAACAACGCCGUCUUCGGCAAGACCAUGGAGAACGUGCGCAAUCGCGUGGACAUUCGACUCGCGACUCGAUGGGACGGUCGAUUCGGAGCCGAGGCGCUCAUCUCCAAGCCGAAUUUUCACAGUAGAAGCGUAUUCUCGGAGAAUCUCAUGGCCGUGGAAUUGCGCAAAUUGGAGGCGAAGAUCGACAAACCGAUCUACGUAGGCAUGUCCAUUCUCGAUAUAUCCAAGAUUCAUCUGUACGCGUUUCACUACGAAUACAUGUCGCCGCUCUACGGCGAUAAGUGUAAAAUAUUGUACACCGACACGGACAGUCUCAUUUAUAGCAUAGAAUGCGAGGACGCGUACGAGCGAAUGAAACGCGACAUCGAUAGAUUCGACACGAGCGAUUACGCCGUCGACAAUCCCUACGGCGUGCCGCGCGCCAAUAAGAAGGUUCUCGGUCUGAUGAAGGACGAGAACAACGGCGCUCUCAUGCUCGAGUUCGUCGGACUCAGAGCGAAGAUGUACAUGUUGCGAGUCGAGAGUAGGGGCGACACUAAGAAGAGCAAGGGCGUGAGGAGCAGCGUCGUCGCGAGAACGCUGACGUUCGACGAUUACGAGCGCUGUGUGAGACGCGAUAUCGAGAUGACCCGCGAGCAGUCGUGCCUGAGAUCCAAGUUACACGAGGUGUACACCGUGCGCGAGUCGAAGAUCGCGCUCAGUCCGUACGACGAUAAGCGCUACGUCAUGCCGGAUUCGACCGACACUCUGCCGUGGGGACACUACAGGAUACCUCUGUGA